Molecule: messenger RNA, 1650 nt
Organism: Octopus sinensis (East Asian common octopus)
Lineage: Eukaryota; Metazoa; Mollusca; Cephalopoda; Octopoda; Octopodidae
Exons: 12
Coding region: 96-1316 (406 amino acids)
Biological process (GO): nucleocytoplasmic transport; activation of GTPase activity
Cellular component (GO): nucleus; cytosol; perinuclear region of cytoplasm
Molecular function (GO): GTPase activator activity; small GTPase binding
Source: RefSeq, a predicted model, not a curated record
GGUUAUGAAAUAGCGUCAACUUAGGUUAAAACAAGGAUUUCAACAACACUGGACGCUCAGCUGGUCUUGAGUUGCAGGAAAUUUUGAAGUAUAAAAUGAAUUACAAAAUAAAAAAAAAGAAAGCAAUAAGUCCCAAAAAAUCGAGUGCAAUAACUGAUGGCAAGAAGAAACCUGAAAAGAUCAAAUCCCAACAAAAGUUGAUAAACAAUGUUAUUAUGAAAAAAUUUCUGAAAGUAUAUACCAAAUAUUGUGCAGAUACUAAGUCUGCAGUAUGCCCAUGGAUAAAAAUGGCAACACACAGUUGCAUCAAAGAAAACUCUCUCCUGAAAAAGAUAAUCAUCGAGCAAUCCCUGACCCAACCUCGUGUACUCUUUGAACCCCUCAUUGCUGCAUUAAGAAGUGUCCACUACCAUUAUUUAAACCAUCUCUAUAUUUGGAACUAUCCUAUGUCAUAUGAAAAUACAUGUACCUUGACAUUUUUUAUGAACAAAUAUUAUGAAGGAUUAAAAACUAUAUAUUUAAUUGACAACAUCUUAACUUCUGAAUCUUUACAGAGAUUUAUCAAAUAUCUCCCUGUAUGCACAUCUCUAACUGAAAUUUGCUUAGAUUAUAAUGAUAUGAGUUAUACAGAUUGCAAAUACCUAUCUAGUUGCCUCAGCGACAAUAUUACACUGACAUCAUUGAGUCUAAGUUACUGUAAUUUACCAAAAGAGACUGGUAUUUACCUGGGUAAGAUCCUUGCCAGCACAGCAGUCAGUAGCCUGUAUGUCAAUGGUAAUAACCUCCAGGGAGAUGGUAUAAUGGAGUUGGUUAGAACAUGUGCUAAACAAGCUGAAUAUGACUUUGCUGAGAAAAUGUCGCUCUCUAAAGAGGUGACUGUGAAGCCAACAACUCCAAAAGCUUCACCUGCUAAAAAAGACAAACAGAAGAAAAAAAAAGCUAAAAAGAAAAAACCAACCCCUCUUCCGAAGGCUGGUCCUUGGGUUGUAAAACUUCAUGCAGCAGACAAUGGUUUUCAAUUACAGAAUCCUGGUGGUGGAGCUAAUGUAAUUGACUGUAUGCAGCAUAUCAGAAAGUUGAUAGUCUUUUCGGAAUACUUACGAGAACUAAAUCUCUAUGGUAAUCACAUUGGGAAUCUUGGAAGUCAGAUGUUGUUGGAAUCCCUUCAAGCAAGACAAAAGGCAAAACUGCCUCCCCUAAAGAUGCGCUCUUCAUAUAGAAUACGCCUGCCAAAUAUAUACAUGCCUUUACUGAAACUGAGCACAGGAAAUCCAAACUUAAGGAAAAGGAAAAAAUUAAAAUCCAAAAAGAAAUAGAAAAAUCUGGAUGACCACAGAGGAGCAAACUUCCAUAAUAUAAUGUGCACAGACAUACAAACACACACACACACACACUUGUACCCACAUGUGCACAUUCACACACACACACAUAGAGUAUGGAGAUAUGUAAAUUAAAGUACAUUGUAUGAUUGUUAUUUCUAGUCUUAUUUGUAAGUAAAUAUUCAUUGCCUUUGUAGAAUAGCACUUGGCACGCUAAACCUUAAAUUUCGUAAAUAUACGUUAAUUUCAUUAAUUAGUUUAAAAUGUGUAGGAAUCAUUGAGCCGAAAUACUCUUUGCUGACGAACUUUCAUGAAAAUCUUUUUUUUUUUU